AUGCAGCAAGAAUGGUAUGAAGAGAAUGGGCGCUGGUACCAUGCAUGGCAGAAGGGUCUAUACAUGUACCCGCAUGACGAGGAGGAACGCCAUCGCAUGGAUGUCUACCACAACCUGUUCUACGACAAAGCUGGGUUGAGCCUGCACUCGGCGAGGUUGAUCCCAGAGGUCGCUCAUCGUCCUCGAAUCAUGGAUCUCGGCUGCGGAACUGGCUUCUGGGCGAUUGAUAUGGGCGAGCAAUACCCAGAGGGAGAGGUCCUCGGACUAGAUCUUGCCAAUCUUCAACCUGCUCAGAUCCCACCCAAUGUUCGGUUUCAGAUACCCUUCAACUUCGAAACUCCUUACUGGAGUCUAGGCCAAGAUUCUUGGGACCUGAUUCACAUGCAGAUGUUGUGUGGCAGUGUUUCUAGCUGGUCGAAUCUUUACGCCAAAGUUUUCUCGCACCUCCGACCUGGUUUUGGAUGUAUUGAGCAACUCGAAAUAGAUUUCGAGCCUCGUUGUGACGAUGGUACACUGCCUCGUGAUUCAUAUCUCAGGCAAUGGUAUAAUUACCUGGUACAGGCUACGGACCAGACACCGAAGACCAUCCGCUAUUCGCACAACACUCGGCAAGCACUGUCGCAAGCCGGGUUUACCGACAUCUCAGAACGAGUCAUCAAAGCACCAUACCGGGCAUGGUCGACUGACCCCACUGCUUUCAACAUCGGCAACUUCCACCAAACUGCGCUGGAUCUCUGUGAAGGCCUUGAAGCCUUGAGUCUAGGCCCUUUCUCCCGUGUGUUUGGCUGGAGCAAGCAAGAGAUUGACGGUUUUCUCGGCGGCGUGCGAGGGGAGAUCCGCAAUCGUUCGAUUCAUGCAUACGCAAACAUCCAUGUGUGGACGGCAAGAAGGCCACUUGCGAGAUAA
Molecule: messenger RNA, 906 nt
Organism: Aureobasidium melanogenum CBS 110374
Lineage: Eukaryota; Fungi; Ascomycota; Dothideomycetes; Dothideales; Saccotheciaceae
Product: methyltransferase LaeA
Exons: 6
Coding region: 1-906 (301 amino acids)
Molecular function (GO): methyltransferase activity
Source: RefSeq, a predicted model, not a curated record